AUGACAAUCGAUGAAAUGUUAGUACCCUUUGGUGGUAGGUGCAAAUUUUGCAUAUAUAUGCCUCAGAAGCCAGCCAAAAUUGGCCUCAAAGAUAUGUGCCUUUGCACUCUAAAGCUAAAUAAACUGCAGAUCUCAGAAGAAUUCAAAGCAAACACAAAAUGCCCAUUAGAAACUGCAUUAUUUGUGUAUAAUGAAGGAAAGACAAUUUGUUCUUAUGUUCCUCUGAAAGCUUGUGCUGUUGUGUUGCUUUCAUCUAUGCAUCACAAUCACAAAAUUAGUACUCAAAAGAGAGAACCUGAAAUAAUCAUUGAUUACAAUGCCACAAAAGGAGUGGACGAACUGGACCAAAUGUGCGCCCAAUAUUCGGUAUCAUGGCGAAGACGCAGAUGGCCAAUGUGUGUACUUUACGCUAUUUUAAACAUAGUAGCUGUCAAUGCUGCUGUUUUACUUCAGUGCACCAAACAACUUAAGCAAACUGAUGGUUUAAAAAGAAGAGAAUUGCUACAGAGGCUUGGAAUGGAUUUAGUAAAACCCCAUAUACAAUGCUGA
Messenger RNA from Schistocerca gregaria, 549 nucleotides. RefSeq lists its product as uncharacterized. Bases 1 to 549 code for a protein of 182 amino acids. NCBI's taxonomy places the organism in Eukaryota, Metazoa, Arthropoda, Insecta, Orthoptera, Acrididae. The record is from RefSeq and is a predicted model, not a curated record. The transcript is spliced from 2 exons.